Messenger RNA from Topomyia yanbarensis, 2805 nucleotides. RefSeq lists its product as uncharacterized. Gene Ontology annotation, biological process: anterior/posterior pattern specification; regulation of transcription by RNA polymerase II; regulation of neurogenesis. Gene Ontology annotation, cellular component: nucleus. The transcript is spliced from 5 exons. NCBI's taxonomy places the organism in Eukaryota, Metazoa, Arthropoda, Insecta, Diptera, Culicidae. The coding region runs from base 425 to 2203 and encodes 592 amino acids. The record is from RefSeq and is a predicted model, not a curated record. Gene Ontology annotation, molecular function: protein dimerization activity; DNA-binding transcription factor activity, RNA polymerase II-specific; RNA polymerase II cis-regulatory region sequence-specific DNA binding.
CGUCGGAACGUUCGCACGCUUUCCUUCGAAGUUGUUAAAUCGGUCGCGUAGUUUCACUCCUUUGAAUCAGUCUGAGUAUAAAACACGUGUGUGAAUAACUGUUAUCCUUGCCGUAAGAAAGGACUAUGAACUGGUGUAAAUUGUGGUCACCUUAAGGAAGUACAAACAAGAUUUAGUGGUUUCUGUGUGUUACGUAUCAGUGUAGCGGGCAGCUGAAUCCCGGGAUACCAAACCCUCACAAGGAUACAAAAUCAACAAAAAGCACAGGACAUAGAGCUUACUCGUCGGUGUGAAAAAGAUCAGCUCGUCAAGUUUAUAUCCAGCUACAGGAAGCAAACAGAUGAAUGUUUUUACAAACGUACAUCCUGGCUUUUUCAACGUAUAUUAGACUUUUCAUUUCGUUAUUAUCAUCAUUCAGUAUACAAUGACUGCAAAAAAGGACAAAGACUACAAGGGGCACAAACACGGAAGCGAACUUAGCGCAACAGCCUUAUCAUCAAAGUUAGACGGUCAUCUACAAAACGGUAAUUCUGCCGCAAGCAUCAUCACAUCUCAGGAUCCGCUCAAACGCACGAAUAAACCACUCAUGGAAAAGCGCAGACGAGCACGCAUAAAUCAGAGUCUCGCCAUACUCAAGGCGCUGAUACUGGAAUCGACGGUGAAGACUAAAACUGGCGAUGGACAGACGAAACAUUCCAAACUGGAAAAAGCCGAUAUUCUGGAGUUAACUGUGCGACACUUCCAGCGUCAUCGAAAUCUGGAUAAUCCUGCCGUAGAUAAGUAUCGCGCGGGCUACACAGAUUGUGCCAGAGAAGUCGCAAGGUACUUAGCUACUCCCGAACCACCUCCCCUGCCUAGUGUUCCCACGCUUACCGAUGCUGGUUCAAAAGCUCGGUUAUUACGUCACCUGGACAACUGUAUUGCUGAAAUAGACACCGAGAUUUGCCCGAAUAUUUUACCAAAUGGCAAAGCUUCAGACGUUACCAAAGUGGAAAAUAUUUAUGAAAACCAUGGAAGUUUGAAGACUACAAAGGACAUACUGGACUACAGUGGGCAAGAUUCGAAUCCGUUGGAUUUCAGUAAAACCAAUCGAGAAAUCGGAAGAUCUCCAUUUGCCUACAGAAGCCCAACAGCAGAUCUGACACUAAUGACUCCAACGCCCAAAGUACUCCAUCAGGAUGAGAAUAAUAAUCGCGGUAGUCAUCGAAAAAGUUUGCACUCACCACAACCUUUAUUGCCACACCAUCUCACGGAUGAUGUUACCCAUGGAACUGAUUUGGCCGCACAACCAGGAACCAGUUCGAGUCUUUCGUCAUUCACGGGCCACGUAUCGUUAAACAACAUGAUUAUAAGCCAACAGCAAAAACUUAUUGAGCUGACAAGUUUAAAGAACUGUAGGAUGGAUCCGGCUGCCAUCAAACAGGAACCAAGUACUUUACCAAACGGUUUCACCUCUAGCUCACCUGCUAUUCCAUCUCCAACGCCAUCAGCGGGAAAUAUGGAGUCGGAUAGAGAGGUCUCCAAUCACUCGGAACACGUACCCGCUAUGCCGUAUUCUCCACAAGUUCGAAUAAAUGACAGCCAAAUGGCACUGUUGAUACCGGACCACUAUAUCCAGCUAGCAACGGCACUUGGAUUGAAUACCCAGCCCAUGAUCGAACAUCCAAGCGCACACUCUGCAACUGAUUUCGAAACACUGAUCGAGCAAAACCGGCGACAAUCGGCGCUUCACGAGAAGAUGACUGCGGACAUACUUGCCAACUUGCACACCCUACCGGAGAAUGUCGAUGAAAACUACUGGGAGUUGUAUAAAAAAUCUCUAGGAAUUCCAGACUCUAUCAGUAAGAUGACUCUAGAAGAUGUUCGAGCACUAAUGUCGAGGUCAUCUCACAAAACACCCACGCCACCUCCAGCAGUUAGCAAAAUGGAGGUCGACGAGCCAGUAGAUAGGAAACCGGAUCCGGUUGCCGAUGUCGAGGAUGCAGAAACUGACUUGUCCAAUCACGGCGUCAAAAAAGGAAUGAAUCAUGGUAGUCCAAUUGCUUCCUCAUCGCGUGAUACCGUAGAGGAGAACCAUAGGCAACACACGGAAUCAGUGGUGGCACCUGGAAGUUCAUAUGAAAACAUAUCCUCCAAUGAGGAAACUUCACAUGAACACCAUAAUGAUGGAUCCAGUGAUGACAGCAUGUGGCGACCUUGGUAGAGUGCUAUCUCAGCAGUAGAAAAUUGUAAAUAGGAUCUUAUUAAUUUGUGCAAUAUCUAGCAAGUCGACUUAGCAUCUAGUGACGAGACAACCUCAAAGCUUUACACAUCCCAAACCUUCGAUAUCAUUCACAAACUACACGAACACGCGUGUUGACUACCUAUGUGCUACAAUAUAGACGUGUGCCAAUUCGUAACAUGAUCGCAUCUCAAACAGUGGCAUACAAUAGGGUGUAAGCUCUGCAUUAUAAAGUAGACAUUAAUUGGCAAAAGAUUACAAAAUUACCAUGCUUAUAGAAUUUCUAAAACUGCUUCUAGAAAUGGUUUUGAUUCAUACCUUAAACUAACAAUGAGCAUGUAGGAGAAGACUUCAUAGAAGAUAUUAGGACUUACGAGAACAGUGUAAUCACGAAUUGGAUACUGCAUGACACUAAACCAAAAACCGCAAACGUUCACAUCAAUUCAAAAUUGAUAUUGGCUCACAUGUAUUGUUGUUCAAUGUGUCAGGAAUAGUACCUUCAGUGGCUAACUAUGAAAAAAACUAAAAAUAUACACAGCAAUCCUUCGCAAAGCGCAAAACGGUCGAGUGAAAAAUAAAAGACA